GUGCCUCUUCUUCUCUCUUCCUCAUAUUUAUUACUCUCUCUUUCACAAACACACAGAAAAUAAAUAAAUAAAAUUAAUUAAUGUGAGAAAAUCAAUUCAAAAAUUUGGACAUACGUAUCAUCUGAGAGAAGAAGGGUUUGGUGAAUACCGGCGGGUGGAACCGACGGCGAUGGCGAAGACCGGUGUUUUCGAUUCGGAUCCGACGGCGAUUGCUAAAGCCAAGGAACUGAAGCGUGAGAUGAAGAAGUUGCUGAUUAAGAUCGAUGACGAAGAUGAUUUGGGUGUUCAGACGAUUGAUCAGUUACAGGACGCUUUGUCUGCGUUGAGAGAAGCGACGAUGAGGAAGAUGGCGAAAUCUUCCUCGUUAGAGAUGCUCGAGACUGUGUCUUGUCCUGAGGAGUUUCGUUGUCCUCUCUCUAAUGAGCUUAUGAGGGAUCCCGUCGUUUUGGCUUCUGGUCAGGUGACUGAAAAUUUUGGAUUUUUGGGGGAAUUUUGAUUGGCUUGAAACUUUUUCAUCUGUUUUCUCGACCCGACUGAGAGAAUCCGACUCAGGUUUCAUAAAGUUCUUGUUUUGUCGGUAGUUUCGGUAAUGAUUUUCGAAACGAUGAAAUCUGGAGAUUUUAUCAUGUAAAUGAAAAAAGUGAUUUUUAGAGGAUAAUUAUGUGUUCCUUAGCUUGUUUAAUAAAUCUGGAAAGCAUAUAACUAAAAAUUUAUAUAUUUGUGUGUGAUUUUGCAGACAUACGACAAGUUAUUUAUCCAGAAAUGGUUGAGCUCAGGGAACAGAACAUGUCCCAAGACUCAGCAAGUUCUGCCUCACACGGCUUUAACACCUAAUCUCUUAAUCCGUGAAAUGAUCUCGAAAUGGUGCAAGAAGAACGGGCUUGAGACGAAGAGCCAAUAUCAUCCCAACCUUGUAAAUGAAGAUGAAACUGUGACAAGAUCAGAUCGUGAGAUUUUCAAUUCCUUGCUCUGUAAAGUCUCUUCUUCGAACCUUCAAGAUCAAAAAUCAGCUGCCAAGGAGCUAAGACUUCUGACCAGGAAAGGCACUGAGUUCCGAGCUCUUUUUGGCGAAUCUCCGGAUGAGAUCACCAGGUUGGUGAAUCCCUUGUUACACGGGUCAAACCCAGAUGAGAAGCUUCAAGAAGAUGUGGUUACAACAUUGUUGAACAUAUCAAUACAUGAUGACAGCAACAAGAAGCUCGUCUGCGAAAAUCCUAAUGUGAUUCCUCUCCUUAUCGAUGCAUUGAGGCGUGGAACAGUCGCCACGAGAAGCAAUGCAGCUGCAGCGAUCUUCACUCUGUCAGCUCUCGAUUCAAACAAAGUACUUAUAGGGAAGUCCGGAAUCCUGAAACCGCUUAUCGAUCUCCUAGAAGAAGGGAAUCCAUUAGCUAUCAAAGACGUAGCUGCAGCGAUCUUCACUCUUUGUAUAGCCCAUGAGAACAGGAGUAGAGCUGUGAGAGACGGAGCUGUUAGGGUUUUAGGUAAGAAAAUCUCGAAUGGGUUGUACGUUGAUGAGCUUUUAGCUAUAUUGGCAAUGCUUGUUACUCACUGGAAGGCUGUGGAGGAAUUGGGUGAGCUCGGUGGGGUUUCAUGGUUGCUGAAGAUAACUCGAGAGAGCGAGUGCAAGCGAAACAAAGAGAAUGCGAUAGUGAUACUGCAUACUAUAUGUUUCAGCGACAGGACAAAGUGGAAGGAGAUCAAAGAAGAGGAGAAUGCUCAUGGAACGAUAACAAAGCUUUCGCGUGAAGGAACUUCAAGGGCGCAGAGGAAAGCAAACGGGAUAUUGGACAGACUGAGAAAAGCUAUGAAUCUCACUCAUACAGCCUGAGAAAAGCCUUGAAAUCUGCAAUGUAAAUUACCUAAAAUCUUGUUUCUUUUUUUUACUUUAUUUGGCUGUAAGAAUUUUUGUAAAUUAUUCAUAUCUUUAGGAUCUGAAUGGUUAUUGGUUUUCGUAUGUGAGAUGUAAGUAGAAAUCUGUGUGAAUAGUUUUUGCGUUUGAUGUUUCUGGAGAAAUCAAUCAAUAAAAUCAAUGUUGGUGGCUUUAUUCAGCUGUGAAAGCC
Messenger RNA from Arabidopsis thaliana (thale cress), 2060 nucleotides. It is a transcript of the gene PUB9, whose product is annotated as plant U-box 9. The record is from RefSeq and is marked reviewed. Gene Ontology annotation, cellular component: nucleus; plasma membrane. The transcript is spliced from 2 exons. Gene Ontology annotation, biological process: protein ubiquitination. NCBI's taxonomy places the organism in Eukaryota, Viridiplantae, Streptophyta, Magnoliopsida, Brassicales, Brassicaceae. Gene Ontology annotation, molecular function: ubiquitin-protein transferase activity; ubiquitin protein ligase activity. The coding region runs from base 851 to 1828 and encodes 325 amino acids.